Messenger RNA from Pteropus alecto (black flying fox), 1125 nucleotides. It is a transcript of the gene DHDH, whose product is annotated as dihydrodiol dehydrogenase. Gene Ontology annotation, molecular function: nucleotide binding; D-xylose 1-dehydrogenase (NADP+) activity. The record is from RefSeq and is a predicted model, not a curated record. Lineage: Eukaryota; Metazoa; Chordata; Mammalia; Chiroptera; Pteropodidae. Gene Ontology annotation, biological process: D-xylose catabolic process. The transcript has 7 exons. The coding region runs from base 78 to 1085 and encodes 335 amino acids.
CGCCCCCUGUCGGGCAAAGUCUCAGAAAUUAUCUCCGCAGGAGAAAGUAGCGGACUCUGGAUCUCGGCGUUUCGGCGAUGGCGCUUCGCUGGGGUAUUGUGUCAGCUGGCCAAAUCUCCGGCGACUUCACGACCGUGCUGCGGAUGCUGCCUCGCUCCGAACACCAGGUGGUGGCUGUAGCGGCCCGAGACUUGAGCCGGGCGAAGGAGUUUGCACGAAAACACGACAUCCCCAAGGCUUACGGGUCCUAUGAGGAGUUGGCCAAGGACCCUAACGUGGAGGUGGCUUACAUUGGCACCCAGCACCCUCAGCACAAGGUCGCGGUGCUGCUGUGCCUGGCAGCGGGCAAGGCCGUCCUGUGCGAGAAGCCCAUGGGCGUGAACGCCGCGGAAGUGCGCGAAAUGGUGGCGGAGGCCCGGUCCCGAGGCCUCUUCCUCAUGGAGGCCAUCUGGACCCGCUUCUUUCCCGCCGUAGAAGCUCUGAGGUCUACUCUGGCCCAGGGAACGCUGGGGGACCUCCGCGUGGCUCGGGCAGAAUUUGGGAAAGACCUCAGGGGCGUGCCGCGGGUCGUGGACUGGGCACAGGCUGGCGGUGGCUUGUUGGACCUUGGCAUCUACUGCGUCCAGUUCAUCUCCAUGGUCUUCGGAGGGCAGAAGCCAGAGAAGAUUUCAGCUGUGGGAAGGCGUCACGAGACAGGUGUGGAUGACACGGUCACCGUGCUCCUCCAGUACCCAGGAGGGGUCCAUGGCACCUUCACCUGCAGCAUCUCUGCCGAGCUCUGCAACACGGCCUCCGUGAGCGGUACCAAGGGCACGGCCCAGAUCCUCAGCCCCUGCUGGUGCCCGACAGAGCUGGUGGUGAAGGGGGAGCAUAAGGAGUUCCCGCUGCCCCCGGCCCCAAGCCAGGAGUUCAAUUUUAUAAACGGAGCAGGCAUGAGUUACGAGGCCAAGCAUGUCCGCGAGUGCCUGCGAAAGGGCCUGAAGGAAAGUCCUGUGAUUCCCCUGGCGGAAAGCGAGCUCCUGGCUGACAUCCUCGAGGAGGUGAGGAAGGCCAUUGGAGUUACUUUCCCCCAAGACAAAUGCUGAUGUACGCCCCGAAUAAAUAAAAACAUGGUUUCCACAGAGA